AUGCGCAGGCCAGCCAAUGGCCAGGCGUUCGUCAUCCUGCCAAUUCUGCACAGUCGCCGAGGGAUCAGGGAUAUUCUAGCGUCUGAUUCCCAUGAUCCUGGCGGCGUCCUGGAUAUCCUGGAUUCGCUUGCAAAACGUCGAUUCGCGAUGUCUGUGACUCGAAGCGGACGAACUCCUUCGCCCGGUGGAGGAGGAUGGGCAAGGCCGUGGUUGAGGAUCUGUACGGAGUACGCACAGCAGGAUGUCGUCGGACACACAGGACGGAGCGCAGAUGCCACUGGCCAGCACUGUCUUGGACGGCACUACGCUGCCCAAGUCGACCUAUCCCGCGCGGGCUGCUCACUGCUCGCUCAUCAUACUCGAGGGGCCUGGAGCCUGCUACGACGUCGACGUGCACUCACAAUACAGUACCUACUGUAUCGUACAGCGUAUUGCCAUGCUGAUACUGCUGAUGCUCCUGCUGCCGCCGCUGCCGCCGCCGCUGCUUUUCGCGCUCGCUUGAGUUCCGGGGCCCCAGACGUGCCCAGCUGCCCAGCGCCAGCGAUCGCCCGUUGA
This is a messenger RNA of Venustampulla echinocandica, 555 nucleotides long. RefSeq lists its product as uncharacterized. The transcript has a single exon. NCBI's taxonomy places the organism in Eukaryota, Fungi, Ascomycota, Leotiomycetes, Helotiales, Pleuroascaceae. Bases 1 to 555 code for a protein of 184 amino acids. The record is from RefSeq and is a predicted model, not a curated record.